This is a messenger RNA of Melanaphis sacchari, 1404 nucleotides long. RefSeq names its product hexokinase type 2-like. Gene Ontology annotation, biological process: intracellular glucose homeostasis; glycolytic process; glucose 6-phosphate metabolic process. The transcript has 9 exons. Bases 34 to 1404 code for a protein of 456 amino acids. Lineage: Eukaryota; Metazoa; Arthropoda; Insecta; Hemiptera; Aphididae. Gene Ontology annotation, molecular function: fructokinase activity; D-glucose binding; glucokinase activity. The record is from RefSeq and is a predicted model, not a curated record. Gene Ontology annotation, cellular component: mitochondrion; cytosol.
AAAAAUAAAAUCAAGGAUUGCAUUUCCAGCUGUAUGAAGUUAGAAAGUUAUUUUAAAGUUAAGAUCAAAGUUGACUGCAAAUCACUUAUUUUGUCCAAUGAACAACUGUUCACCUUGAUGAAAGAUAUGGAUAUAUCCAUCAGGAAUGGUUUGAGCAAAGAAACCAAUCCAUCUUCUGUUGUUAAAUGUUAUGUCACUUAUGUACAAGAUUUACCUAAUGGAACAGAAAGAGGUAAAUUCUUGGCUUUAGAUUUGGGUGGUACUAACUUCCGUGUUCUAUUAAUUGAAUUGGGAGAAGAAAACCACUUCCAUAUGGACUUUGAAACCUUCAAAGUUCCCAGUCAAAUCCAAACCGGCAAAGGCACAGAAUUAUUUGAUCAUAUUGCUAAAUGUCUGGCAGAAUUUGUAAAUAAGUAUAACUUAGACAACAAAAAGGCAUUGCCAUUGGGAUUUACUUUUAGUUUUCCUCUUAGACAAGUUGGACUUACAAGAGGAUUUUUAAAUAGCUGGACCAAAGGAUUUAAUUGUUCGGGAGUGGUUGGCGAAGACGUUGUCAGCCUUCUUAAAGACGCAAUCAAGAGGAGGGAGGACGUAAAGAUUGAUGUAUGUGGAAUAUUGAACGAUACUACUGGUACACUCAUGUCAUGCGCUUGGAAGACUCCGAACACUAAAAUUGGACUAAUAGUUGGAACGGGCUGUAAUGCAUGUUACGUUGAAAAAGUGGAAAACGUUGAACUUUUUGACGGCGAAAAGAUAAAACCUCAUGUGAUCGUGAACACUGAGUGGGGUGCAUUUGGGGAUGACGGAAAAUUAGAUGCUGUUCGUACUAAAUAUGACCGGGAGAUCGAUGAGUACUCAUUGAAUCCAGGACAACAGAGAUUCGAAAAAAUGAUUAGCGGCAUGUAUAUGGGUGAAAUCGUGAGGUUGACUAUCGUGGACUUGGCCAAUCAAAACAAACUCUUCGAGGGAAGACUUUCCGAACAAAUGAAGACCAGAGGAGCGUUUGGCACGUCUUUUGUAUCAGAUAUUGAAAGCGAUAUUAUCAACUACAAAAAUACGUGCCGAGUUCUAAGCGAGAUGGGCAUUAACGACCCAUCAUUGGUCGAUUGUGCUAAUGUACGGUACAUUUGUAAGUGCGUGUCUAGUCGUUCGGCGCAUUUGGUGUCUGCUGGCCUGGCCGUGAUUCUCAACAAAAUGGACGAAAAAUCUGUCACAAUUGGCGUCGACGGUUCUGUCUACCGUUUCCACCCAUAUUUCCAGAAACUCAUACUGGAAAAGACUAGACAACUGACUAAAACCGACAUCAAUUUUGAGUUAAUGUUAUCUGAAGAUGGAAGUGGUCGAGGAGCUGCCCUUGUUGCUGCUGUAGCUGUCAGGGAUACAAUACCAGUAAGUGAAAGUUAG